Messenger RNA from Angiostrongylus costaricensis, 513 nucleotides. NCBI's taxonomy places the organism in Eukaryota, Metazoa, Nematoda, Chromadorea, Rhabditida, Metastrongylidae. The record is from the annotation of a GenBank genome assembly.
AGCGCGGAAAAAACUGAGCAACCCGCAAAGAAUGAAAAGCCUGUGACGAAGAGCGUAUCAGGUGUGGUUAAGUGGUUCAAUGUGAAGAAUGGCUAUGGCUUCAUUAACCGCACUGAUACAAAUGAGGAUAUUUUUGUCCAUCAAACAGCAAUUUCCAACAACAAUCCGAACAAGUUCCUUCGUAGCCUCGGAGAUGGAGAGGAGGUGAUGUUCGAUGUUGUCGAAGGAGCAAAAGGACCCGAAGCCUCCAAUGUUACUGCUAAAGAUGGAGGACCAGUCCAAGGAUCGAAGUACGCUGCCGACCGUAAUUCUGAACGUGGAGGACGACGUUACAGGCGCCGUAAUUUCUAUAGAGGUGGACGUCGUGGAGCACCAGCUGGUGGUGAAGGGCGUGACUCAGGAGGUUUUGCCAAUGAUCACGACGGAGAUCGUCCAGAGGAAGUUCGAACUGGUUUUCUUCCAUAUGUUGCCUGCCAUAUAUGGCAGAGAUAUGACAAAAGAUACAGUUCGUAG